AGGAGACUUUCGAGGCAGGGGAGCGCUUCUGCGCUUGCGCAAUAAAACUUCCCUCAGGCGCGACGGCCGGGAAGCGCCCUAUUUGCGUCUGCGCAGCAGCCUUGUCACCGCUGAGGCGAGAAAAGGCGGCUUUUACCGCGGCGGCAGGAAUCGGAAGAGCCGACGGGGCUCCGUUGCCUCCGAGCGGCGCCCACUCGGGACGGGGAGGCCCGAACCGAGCCAGGCCGCCAGGGGGGGUGGGGGGCGUGGCCGCGCGUGCGUAGCAGAGCCCCCCGCGCAUGCGCCCUAGCGCCGGGCCUUCUGUGAGGCGUUUCCAGGCCGGGCCGGGCCCGGGCGGCGCCCUGGUGGUGAGAAGCGUCGCGGGAGGAGGCGGAGGCGUCGUCGAACCGGGCGGCACCAUGAGCGUCGGAGGCUCGGAUCGCAACGAGGAUUUCCACCAGCAGCUGCGGCUGCAGGAGCUCUACGAGCGGAAGGAGGGCGAGGCCGGCGACGAGCCUUUCACCUACACCGACCCCGCCGACGGCACCCAGUACGAGUGGGACCGCGACAAGAAGGCCUGGUUCCCCAAGGUCACUGAAGAUUUCUUGGCAACGUACCAUGCUAACUACGGCUUUCCCACCGAAGGCUCCGAUACCUCGGCCUCCGCUGCAAAGACUGACUCUAAAGCCGCACCGGGUUCCAAGGCUCAGCCGCCGGCAGAAGCCAAACCAUCGCAGCCGCUGCCCUCAGACCUUAAACAGAAAGGAGAGAAAAGAAAAGCCGAAGCAGGAUGGUUUCAUGUCGAAGAACAGAAAAACACAAAUGUUUAUGUGACAGGUUUACCGCCAGACAUUACAAAAGAUGAGUUUGUGGACGUCAUGUCAAAAUGUGGUAUCGUUAUGCGCGAUCUUCAAACGGAGGAACCAAAAAUCAAACUUUACAAAGACAAGGAAGGAAACCUUAAAGGCGAUGGGCUCUGUUGUUACUUAAAGAGAGAAUCUGUUGAACUCGCGCUGAAAUUGCUGGAUGAGAAAGAAAUCCGAGGCUACAAACUGCAUGUGGAAGUUGCCCAGUUCCAGCUUAAGGGGGAAUACGAUGCCAGCAAGAAGAAAAAGAAAUGCAAAGAUUACAAAAAGAAGCUCUCCCAGCAACAAAAACUGCUGGAUUGGCGGCCGGAGAAGAAAGGGGAGAAAGUGAGAUUGCGACACGAGAAGGUUAUCGUCAUCAGAAACAUGUUCCAUCCCAAUGAUUUUGAGGAGGACCCUUUAGUGCUAAACGAGAUCCGGGAAGAUCUACGGACAGAAUGUGAAAAAUUCGGUCAAGUAAAGAAAGUCAUUAUAUUUGAUAGGCAUCCGGAUGGGGUAGCCUCUGUAUCCUUCAAGGAAUCCGAAGAGGCUGACGUUUGCAUACAGGCGCUGAAUGGACGAUGGUUUGGUGGACGGCAGCUCUCUGUGGAAACGUGGGAUGGUACAACUGAUUAUCAGAUUGAAGAAACUUCCCGGGAAAGAGAAGAGAGACUAAAAGGGUGGCAAGAAUUUUUAGGGGAUCCCAACCAAGAACUGCCUAAAAAGCCACCGGAUGCCAAUUCUUCCGAAAGCGGCCCUCAAGCGGUCAAGAGAGACCCCCCGUCUCAAGAUAACGGGGCCCCCGAAGCCGCCGAGGGAGCAGGAGAUUGCCACAAAGGAGCCGGUGAAGAUGUCGUGGCGUCCACAGACAGCAGCAUGGCGGGCAGCGAUGACGAUGAAGAAGCAGAGACUUAACGCUCCUCACUCGCCGCUGGUCCAAGAGCAUGAUUGCGGGCUCCCCUCGAGGCCUCCCUUCCCCUCCCCCGAUGCAAAGUUUCAAGCUCCACUCCAAUCAAUGAAUAUAAAUAAAUAUAAAUAUAUAUAUGUAUAUGCGCGCACGUUUCCUUGUUAGGAUAUCACCAACGUGCUUUUGAGGUAUUGCAUUUAAAAGCAGUAUUUAGUUUGUGUGCGUGUGUGUGCGUGUGUGUGUGUAUAUAUAUAUAUAUAUAUUCAUAUAUAUUCAUGUCUGGCUGUGACUGAAGCUGCGUAUGUGUCAUAAGUUGCCAAGAAUCCUGCUGAACUGACCAGCUGUCUUAAAUUCCACUUUUGCUUGUCAGCGUUUGGAGCCCAUCCAACGUGUGAAGUAGGUGUAGAAACUCCCCAGUUUUCCCCCAAACGACACCAUAGACACCCCAGGUUUGAAAGCUUUUUGGUGUUUUUUGCUCCAAUGCCAGCCUCCUCCCAGCCUACUCAUACUCUUCCCCGUACAAUACGGAUUCUUGCCUGCCGUGCUUUCACCAGCAUGGGCUUGGAAUAGCUGGUUUUUCUGAUAAUUGAUUUAAAAAAAAAGCAGAUCAUUGAAGAUGUAUUCGCACUCCCCACAUCCGGGGGAGGUUCGAAAGAUCACGCUCCGAAGAUGCUCUUCUGGCGUGCGUAAAAAGUUCCUUGUGAUUCACGUCCUUUGUUCGUUUAUAGAAGUUCUGACGCUGAGGGAAGCUAGGUAAUAAACGGAGGGGAAAAGUCUGUAAAUGAGCUGACUUCUGAUCAUCUUUCUACAAAUUUUCGUUUGGAUUAUUAACUCGUCGGAAACACGCGGGGAGCAUAUGUGCGUUGGGAAGGGUGCGAUUCCUGCCUUGUUCCCGGUGUUUUAACUGUUCAAUUAUAGUUGCGUUUCGAGCAUUUGUCGAGACCGAGGAUACGAAGCCUGUAUUUUUUUAUACUGGAUUGAUUAUAGGAGACAACUACGAAUAAAAUCGUUUUGAGAUUCAUUCCCGAAAUUGUUUCGCAGAUUUUUUUUAAACAAUUUUUUUUGAUAUAAAGAUAUAAACCGCUCAAAAAUAGUCUUUCCCCCCCCUUUUUUUAAUCGCUGCUAAGACUUUGCCCAAAUUUACUUUAGUUAGUUCUUCUAACUAACAUGUUCAAAGAAGGAAGUGAUUGUUUAGGCCAUUUCAGGUACACUUUAAUGGGGGUACCUGUGCUUUUUGUCGUGGCAAUCAUAGCACCUGUGUUCUCCGUUUGCAUGCGAGAAAUUAGGAAAUUAGAUGCUUCACACCGAGUUUGCUGUUUUAGCUGAACGACGGAAAAAAUUUAAAUUGGGAUCUCCGUCUCGGGUUCAGUCAUUGCCCGAGACGGAUGAUUAUGCAAAUGAUUUUCUGUUGGCUCCAAAGGUAGCAACCCUAAAAGUGGAAUUUUUCAAGCUUUUAUCUCUUUUCGUUGGGGAGAAAGGAGACGGUCGGAGCCUAAAUUCAACUUGACAUUUCCCGAGGACAUUGUUGACUGUUGAGCAUCUCCUUGGACCCUUUAGGAAUCUGCACCAAUGGGAAAAAAAAAAAGCUCUUUUACUGAAUAAUCUUUUGUAGAAUAAAGCUAAGUGCUUAAUGGA
Molecule: messenger RNA, 3366 nt
Organism: Pantherophis guttatus
Lineage: Eukaryota; Metazoa; Chordata; Lepidosauria; Squamata; Colubridae
Gene: HTATSF1
Product: HIV-1 Tat specific factor 1
Biological process (GO): mRNA splicing, via spliceosome
Cellular component (GO): U2 snRNP; U2-type spliceosomal complex
Molecular function (GO): RNA binding
Source: RefSeq, a predicted model, not a curated record